ACACACAUUCCUGUUAGUGAGAUAGUGGUUGGUGAUAUAUGUCAAGUUAAAUAUGGUGAUCUGUUACCAGCAGAUGGAAUUAUAAUUCAAAGCAAUGACUUAAAAGUUGACGAAAGUUCCUUGACGGGAGAAUCUGAUCAUGUGAAAAAAGGAGAAAAAUAUGAUCCUAUGUUAUUUUCAGGGACGCACGUAAUGGAAGGGAGUGGAAAAAUGGUGGUAACAGCAGUGGGUAUAAAUUCACAGGCAGGUAUUAUUUUUGCCCUUUUGGGAGCGGUAUGCACAGAAACUGAAGAAGAAAAGAAGAUGAAAAAGAAAGAAGCAAAAAAGAUGAAAAAGCAAAAGAAAAAUAGCACAGCAGCAUGCCAUAGUGACGCAUACAAUAACCAGGAAUUGUCCCCUUUGACUAUUCCUGUUACUGCACCUGGUGAUGAGGAGGCAGCAGUCACAGGAAACCCAAACCUCAUGAAUGCAUCGACUGUCAACAGUCACACCACAGAACCUCUCCCAUUAGAUAGUCCUAAAAAAUCCAAGGACAUAGAAACUAGUACUAGAAAGGAGAAGUCUGUGCUUCAGGCAAAACUUACCAAAUUAGCUAUUCAGAUUGGAUAUGGAGGUUCCACAAUUGCAGUGCUUACAGUAGUCAUCCUUAUUGUACGCUUUGCUAUAACCACGUUCGUCGUUAAAAGCAAGCCAUGGUCAGCAUUCUAUGUUCAGUUUCUUGUUAAGUUCUUCAUCAUAGGUGUCACUGUCCUUGUUGUAGCAGUUCCAGAAGGUCUUCCAUUAGCUGUAACACUUGCAUUAGCUUACUCUGUCAAGAAAAUGAUGAAAGACAACAACCUUGUUCGUCAUUUGGAUGCAUGUGAAACCAUGGGUAACGCCACAGCUAUCUGUUCCGACAAGACCGGUACUUUGACUACGAAUCGUAUGACUGUUGUGCAGAGUUACAUAUGUGGUACUUCUAAUAAAACGUCACCAAAAUAUGAAGACCUUCCCCCAAACGUUGCAGAGAAAAUUCUUUAUGGGAUCUCGGUGAACUGUGCAUACACUUCUCGUAUUUUGGCUCCUCAUAACCCAGGGGAACUUCCCCAGCAAGUGGGCAAUAAGACAGAGUGUGCUCUGUUAAGCUUUGUUGUGGAAUUGGGUAGAAGUUAUCAGUCAGUAAGAGAUGAUAUCACAGAAGAAAAGUUACACAAAGUGUACACUUUUAACUCCGUUCGGAAGUCUAUGAGCACUGUUAUUCCUAUUGAAAAUGGAUUCCGAGUCUACACAAAAGGAGCUUCGGAAAUGAUUAUGAAAAAGUGUUCUUAUAUCUUGGGAACAGAAGGAAUAAUAGAAAGAUUUUCCAAAGAGGCCCAAGAUAAGCUUGUAAAAAUGGUUAUUGAGCCUAUGGCUUGUGACGGGUUACGUACCAUUUGUCUGGCAUAUAAAGAUUAUGUACGACACAACCCUGACAUUAAUCAGGUGCAGUAUGAUGUGGAACCUAACUGGGACGAUGAAGAUGACAUCGUAAGCAACAUGACAUGUAUAUGUGUGGUGGGCAUCGAAGAUCCUGUUCGUUCAGAGGUUCCUGAUGCUAUCAAAAAGUGUCAGAAGGCAGGAAUAACUGUAAGAAUGGUAACUGGAGACAAUGUGAACACAGCUCGUUCAAUAGCCAUGAAAUGUGGCAUAAUUAAGCCCGGAGAUGAGUUUCUGGUGCUCGAAGGCAAGGACUUCAACCGUAGGGUACGAGACAGUACUGGUGAGAUCCAGCAACAUCUGAUUGAUCAGAUAUGGCCUCAACUUAGAGUUUUGGCCAGAUCUUCCCCUCAGGACAAGUUCACCCUAGUGAAGGGAAUUAUAGAUAGUAAGUUGAGCACGAAUCGAGAAGUAGUUGCAGUCACGGGAGACGGCACUAACGAUGGUCCCGCUCUCAAAAAAGCUGAUGUGGGCUUCGCUAUGGGUAUUGCAGGAACUGAUGUUGCUAAGGAAGCCUCUGAUAUCAUUCUCACUGACGACAACUUCACUAGUAUUGUAAAAGCUGUGAUGUGGGGGCGUAACGUUUACGACAGCAUUGCCAAGUUCUUGCAGUUUCAAUUGACAGUAAAUGUUGUGGCUGUUAUUGUUGCCUUUAUUGGAGCUUGUGCCAUAGAGGACAGUCCUCUGAAAGCAGUGCAGAUGUUGUGGGUCAACUUGAUUAUGGACACAUUAGCCUCUUUAGCCUUGGCCACCGAACAACCUACGGCUAGUCUACUAUUAAGAAAACCGUACGGUAGAACCAAACCCCUUAUCUCCCGCACAAUGAUGAAGAAUAUCCUUGGACAUGCUGUUUAUCAAUUAACUGUGAUCUUUAUUCUGCUCUUUGUUGGACAUCAUUAUUUUGACAUCGAUUCUGGCAUGUAUGCACCUCUUCAUUCCCCUCCUUCUCAGCACUUUACCAUCAUCUUCAAUACCUUUGUCAUGAUGACACUUUUCAAUGAAAUAAAUGCCAGAAAGAUCCAUGGUGAACGUAACAUCUUUGAGGGACUUUUCACUAAUCCUAUAUUUUAUUCUAUUUUGUUCAUAACCUUUGGAGCACAGAUCAUAAUAGUCCAGUUUGGAGGAUUUGCUUUUUCUACUGCUGGUCUUACUUUAGAUCAGUGGUUUUGGUGUGUGUUUUUUGGCUGUGGGACCUUAUUAUGGGGACAGUUAGUCACAACAGUUCCCACCAAAAAGAUCCCGAAAACCUUUACAUGGGGUUCAGGAACACCUGAUGAGCUUGAAAAUGAUGUUCUUCGUGGUGAAGAGAGUUCCAGGGAUUCCAUCUCUCAAGACGUCAAGCGAACAGGACAGAUACUCUGGAUUCGUGGCCUUACUCGACUACAGACUCAGCUUCGAGUAGUCAGGGCCUUUAAGAGUACGUUGGAAGACAUGGAAGAAAAGCGUAGUGUUCAUAGUUUACACAGUUUACACAGCUUGCGUAGUUCUCGUAGCCAUCCUGGGACUAGACCACUCUCAGAUAUAAGCUACAUUGAUGAAGAAAUGAAAACACCAUCAUCCAACGAAUAUUCUCACGAACAGAGUGCUACCCACAAAAGACUGAACACAAAGAAUAUGAAAGGAGCUAAGAUCAACACCUCGAACAAGAACAACCCAGUGGUAACUCCCACUCUCAGUGAUAAUGAUGCACAUGUUCACUCGGAGACUGCUCCCCUGAUGGAACAAUCACAGCAAUCCCCAGCAGAUCAUCAAGGGACCCCAUGCUUUUCACCACUGACAACAAGUAUAACACCAGUAAAUUCUUCCUCGGCUCCUUCCUCUAAUACUUCUUUCCCCAACUGGGUAGAUAACAAUGCCACCAGCCCACUCUCUCAGGGCUACCACCUUUUGUCUGAACCAAGUAAAGUUCAUGAAACCAGUAUUUAAUGCUGUUGCCUUCCUUUAAAAUCAAAGGGGAAAAAAAGAUUAUAGAAAAUAACCCCCUCCCUUACUUUUAAACAGAAUUUGCUCAUGCUGACAUGACAUGUUAUAAGCUGAGACUUAACAGUUGCAUGUCUGUGACUAAAUGUAAUGAUAAGUACUUGUGAAAAAUGAAGCAGAUAAAUAUGGAAUGAAGUAACAAUGUUUGUUGAAGAGGUGAUUCCAGAUGGUGAACCCCAGGCUGCCAAAGCCAUUUAUAUAUAUCUGUGUGUGUGUGUGUGUGUGUGUGUGUAUGUAUAAAUAUGUACAGCUGCAAGUUUGAGAUCUGCUUCUUGGCAUUUCAUAUACAACAAGUUCCACAAACCUGUUUUGUUUAGUGUACCUAACUUACCAGCAUGAAUUAUUGCUGUUUUGAAUGUUCAUUUAGUUAAAGUUGUUGUGAAUGUGACUUUUCAUAUAUUUGAUCUGAAAAUGUAUAGUUGGAGAAGUUCCAGUCACUUCUGUUACCCAAAGUAAUGUUAAUAAUCUGUUGAAAAUAGAAAUGUCUUUAGUUUUAAACUUUUAAUGUUGGUUCUUUAUUGUCGAGCACUCUAGAGAUUGUAACAUCUUCACAAGUUCACCUUUAUUCAACAUUAUCAAGUAGUUAGACUUUGAAAACAUUUUAAAGCACUUCAGAGUACACUUUGUAAUAAGAGUGUACACUUACCAUGUAACAGAUUCUCUGUUUCCUCAGGUGUAUAUAAAAAAUAUUCAUGUUACCAUUUUUAGAGGAGUCUGUAGUUUCGUUUUUAGUCUUGUGACACACACCUAUUUACUUCAUUGGUAACUAGAUUAUUACCAGAGUAAAAUUGUAAUUCAUAUUUUUUCUUUCCUUUUCGAUUUGCUAACAGUAAAUCUUGUCUUUCAGUAGCUUCUAACUAAUCUAUCAACUCUUCUGCCCCAAAUAACGACCUUUUUUCUCUCUAUUAUUUACUUCAGUGUGUGUGUGUGUUUUUUUUCUUUGCUUUCAUAAAACAUUUUGUAGGACCCUUUAAGUGAAAGGGCAAUACAUUCAGAAAGCAUACAGUUAAGGUUUUAAAAAGAAAGGGUAUUAGUCUGUUGAAAGAACUUGAACUAUCAAUAUUUCUCUUAUUAUACUAGCAUGUUAAGUAUUUUUGGAUGUGAGCUUUCGUGGUGCUAUAUCUAGUUCUGCUAUUUACAUUGUUCCUUACUUUAAGUAAUUAUUGUAGAUUUAACUUCGGGGAUUUAUCAGUUUGCCUCCAUGAACACUUGAUUGUACUAAAAUGACAAGGGUAACAUGGUGAAGUACGGUGUUUAAAUAAACAAACAGUGAACUAUAUAAGAAUGUGUGUAGUUAGGCCUAUGGUUAACUGUGAUUUUGUUCGAAGCAUUUCCUUUCCCUUGUGACAUCCAUGAAAACUGAACAACUUAGUAAUCUCUUUUUCAUUCCAUUUGAGUUUGAUAUGGAAUUAUUUAUAUAUAUGGUAUUUUACCACUGACAUGUUUCAAACUGUUGCAAGUGUUUAACUUUUAUUUGGAUAACUUGUAUUUAUAUUAUAUCGGGAGAUGAUAUGGUAGAUGUUUUUGUUUCAUGUUAUACAAGAAUGCUGCUUUUUUUUUUACUCUGUUAUAAUAUGUUGAAGCUCUAGAAAUAACAAAAAAAAAUUAAAUACCUCUCAUCAAAGUGAGUUGUGCUUAAAUAUCAUAUCGUUACAGUCACCUUUCGUCAGUACAUAGUUAAGUGUGUUAGGUUUCAUAAUUUUUUGUUUUUCUGUUCCUCUGUAAUGUAUGUUAAAUUGGUGCAUAUGAUUGUUAGUACUGUUCAUCAGUGUUUAAAUAUCACGAUUUUCAUAUGCACCUAUUUGUAUAUUUGCAACUAUUUAACUCAAGGAAACAUUUAGUUUUAUUCAGUAAUGGUUUGUCUCAGUUCAUUAUAACUGUCACUAAUAUAUUAUGUUAGCUUGUUUUUAACAUAUAUUAAGUCAUUCUCUUAUUUAGUGUUAUGAAUUUUUUAGUUAAAUGUGUAAAGAAAUCUCUUGAUUAUUUACUUCAUAAGUUUUUUUCAAUCCAGUGAAAGAGUUGAAUUUUGCAUUAAAUUUACAUAAAAUGUGGUGGUCACGUGAUGUUCACUAGAAGAUGCUGCCUAGCUUAAAUACUAAUUCAGGAAAACUACUUUAGCUAACAGUGCAGGUAUUCAAUAUGACAAGUGUUCCAAGAAACACCAUGUAGAAACAACUUGAAAUGUAAAUGUUCAGAGGUUAUAUGAAGAUACUUUUUUUUUGUCUUGUAAUUACUCCAAAGACUUAGCCAUAUAAUAUUUAACUUCUUUAAAUAUGACAACUAUCAUAAUUCAAAAUGAAUACAAUUAGAAUGAGUAGCUAGACAGUGAUUGUUUGUUCAGGUCAGUACAAAUUUCGUAUAUGGUAUCCGGAACAUGUUUACUUUACUUCAUAUUUGCUCAUUACUGAUGUAGCUUGGAGUUUUAACUGUGUGGAAGAUUUUUUAAGUAGAAAUAUGUUUGUGUUGCUUGUGUAUUUGACAAAAAUAUUCUGUGACAUGUAGGCUAUUUACUGAGUGCCUGCUCGACUUGUGAAAAAAAAACAAAAAAACAUUUGGAUAUCUGAAGUGGUUCAAGUGUUCAGAAAUAAGUGGCGUGUUUUCCAGAGCAUCCUAGAAUCUACUUCUAUCAAAAUAGACAAGCAAUACUUGCGCAAAAGGUUUAGUUCUGUGGUGAUAUCUUCUAAGUUGUAAUCUUGUUUUGACAAUGUACUGACUAUAUGGUGUUACAAUAGUAUAUACAAAUAAAAACGUCAUAUUUCAGUGCUCA
Molecule: messenger RNA, 6202 nt
Organism: Limulus polyphemus (Atlantic horseshoe crab)
Lineage: Eukaryota; Metazoa; Arthropoda; Merostomata; Xiphosura; Limulidae
Product: plasma membrane calcium-transporting ATPase 1-like
Exons: 19
Biological process (GO): regulation of cytosolic calcium ion concentration; calcium ion transmembrane transport
Cellular component (GO): membrane; intracellular membrane-bounded organelle
Molecular function (GO): ATP binding; P-type calcium transporter activity; ATP hydrolysis activity
Source: RefSeq, a predicted model, not a curated record